This is a messenger RNA of Epithele typhae, 1494 nucleotides long. RefSeq names its product iron permease. NCBI's taxonomy places the organism in Eukaryota, Fungi, Basidiomycota, Agaricomycetes, Polyporales, Epitheliaceae. Gene Ontology annotation, molecular function: transmembrane transporter activity. The record is from RefSeq and is a predicted model, not a curated record. The transcript has 8 exons. Bases 1 to 1494 code for a protein of 497 amino acids. Gene Ontology annotation, biological process: transmembrane transport.
AUGCUGCUCAUUGCCACCCUCACCUGCGACUUCCUCUCCGCCUUCGACCUCUCCGCUGUCUCCACUACGCUGCCCACGAUCGUCAACCAGCUCAACGGCACCGAUUUCAUCUGGGCCGGUAGUGCGUACCCGCUUGCCGCCACCGCCCUAAUCCCUCUUUGUGGCGGUCUCGUCUCCAUUUUCGGUCGCAAGCCUGUCCUCCUCUUCAGCGUCAUCCUCUUUGCUGCCGGUUCCGCCAUCUGCGGAGCUGCCCACAACUUGAAUAUGCUCAUCGCUGGCCGUACCGUCCAAGGUCUCGGUUCCGGCGGCUGUCUCGCCACAACCGAGAUCAUCUACGCGGACCUCUCUAGUAUAUUGAACGCACACAGCGCUACAGGACCUAUCGUGGGUGGUGCUCUAGCACACGGGAAUGUAUGGCGCUGGUUGUUCUACUUGAACCUACCCAUCUCCGGUGUUGCCCUCGCGCUCAUCAUCUACUUCUACCGGGUCCCGUCACCCAAGUUCUCUUUCCGUGAGAAAGUUGCGAAAAUGGAUUGGAUUGGUGCCAUCAUCGUCGUUGGGGGCUCUGCAUCGCUCACCUUGGCCUUGACGUGGGGAGGCAUCCAGUUUGCCUGGAGCGCCCCUCAAACCCUUGUUCCUCUCAUCGUUGGCAUUGUGGCGUUGAUUGCUUUCUUCUUCGUCGAGCGUUUCGUCAGUGCAGAGCCUAUAAUUCCAUGGUCGGUCGUCAACAAUCGUACCUCUCUAAGCGGAUAUUUGGGUACUGGCGUUCAUGGCAUUGUCUCCUUUGGCGCCAUAUACUACUUGCCAGUAUACUUCCAGUCCGUCAAAGGCGCCUCCCCGGUGAGAUCCGGUGUCGACAUCCUUGCCAUGGUCUGCUUUAUCGCGCCAUCCUGCAUCGGGGUAGGGAUUUCAGUGGAGAUAUCCCGUCGAUAUCGCCCCCAGAACUACAUCGGAUGGGCGCUUACCAUCGCUGGCUUCGGGAUCCUCACCCUCCUCGACGACAAUUCCAGCAAGGCACGAUACGUCUGCUCGCAGUUCGUGCUAGGCAUAGGCCUUGGAAUCAUAUGGAUUGCGACCCAAUUUCCGAUCCUCGCACCGCUGCCCUACUCAAACAACGCACAUGCACUCGCCUUCUUCACGUUCGUGCGCUGCAUGACACAGAAUUGGGGCAUCGCAAUCGGCGGUGCAAUCCUGCAGAACCAGCUCCAAGCGAAGCUCCCUAGCGCGCUGAUCGACUCGCUGCCCUCUGGCGCGGCGUUCGCCUACUCCCUUAUUCCAGCGAUCAAGGACCUCAGCCCGCCGUUGCUUCAAGACGAGGUUCGCCACGCGUUCGCCGAUAGCCUGAAGCUCAUCUGGGAGACCAUGGCGGGCAUCUCCGGCCUUGGCCUCCUCAGCUGCCUCCUCAUGAAGGAGGUCGACAUGCGGACGGACGUGGACGAGCAGUGGGCACUCGAGGGCAAGGAGAAGAAGCCCGCCGUUGAGGGAGAAGCGUGA